AUGGCGCGCCGCGGGACUCAGCCGCAGGCGCAGGCGCAACCGACGCUGUCGGUGUUACUCGAAGAAAACCAUCGUCUGCGAGGCAAGAAGGAGCAACUUGCCGACCAGCUCGCGGGCCUUCGACAGCAGGUCCUCGAGGCCGAGGGUGCUCUUGCCGAUGUUGACGAGCAGUUGGAGGGGAAUCAGCGGGUACGUGAAGGCACAUCCAUUGUCCACGAGACGGCACGGCGGCUUUCGGUACCGUUGGGAGGCGCUGGUGGUAUACUGACUGACUGACGUGGAAAUAGCGGAUCGGAGAUGCUCUGCCGGGCACCACGUCCCGACGCCGCUCUACCCUCGACACCACGCCAGCGUUGACGGAAGACGAUGGCUCCCUCGACCAGGUCGAAGAGGAAGAAGCCCGCCACGCGGACCACCACCAGCAACAACCACGCAUGGUCAAGUCCAAGCGCGGCGGUCUCAGGAUUUUCAGCAAGCACAAUCCGACCGUGGUGGAGCUCGAUGGCGUCUGGACCGAGGUGUGGUGCCAUGCGUGCGGUGCCAACAGCAGCGAGGCGACGGAAGAGUUCUUCAACGGCACGCUGGGCUUGACGCGGCACUACGCGAAGAAGCAUCGUGACCUCGCCAGGGAUGGGUUCACGUGGGAGAGGAUCGCUGCCGUGUGUGGCCGACGCAGCUUGACGCGCGAGGACGUUGAAGGCCUCGUGAGUGGCCGGUUCUCUAUUGAGGUAAGAUUUCCUGGUCAUGGUGUUGCGAGCGAGCAGGAGGAACAGCAGCCGGCCGAUGAGCAGCAGCAGAUUGAGCAGGCGGGUGGGGAGCAGCAGCAGGUUGAGCAGGCGGGUGGAGAGCAGCAGAUUGAGCAGGUGGAUGAGGAGCAGCAGAUUGGACAGGUGAAUGAAGAGCAGCAGCGGGAGGAGCAGGGAAAUGACCAAGCAGAUGAGGACGACGAGACGAUGAUCAAGUCGGAGCCGACUGAUCUCACGGAUGACUCGCCAGUCCAUGCCCGCAAGCAAACCCUUCAGGACUUGGCUUUAGCUGCCAGCGCAGAAACGGGUUCGUCCGGCAGCGUCGACGCAGAUGGAGCCCCGAAGUCCUUCAAGCGCGGCAAUUCCUCCACCUCACCGCCGGCUGAAGCGAACAAGAGGAAGAUGGCUCGGCAUAGCCCUGAAGACGAUAAGGAGGCGCCAGCUUCUGCACCAAAGCGUCCACGCGGAUGGCCUCCAGUGCCUCAGUUCCUCUACGAACCACAGUCCUAG
Lecanosticta acicola is the source of this 1256-nucleotide messenger RNA. The record is from the annotation of a GenBank genome assembly. NCBI's taxonomy places the organism in Eukaryota, Fungi, Ascomycota, Dothideomycetes, Mycosphaerellales, Mycosphaerellaceae.